Balaenoptera acutorostrata (minke whale) is the source of this 282-nucleotide messenger RNA. RefSeq names its product small integral membrane protein 30-like. NCBI's taxonomy places the organism in Eukaryota, Metazoa, Chordata, Mammalia, Artiodactyla, Balaenopteridae. The coding region runs from base 1 to 282 and encodes 93 amino acids. The transcript is spliced from 2 exons. The record is from RefSeq and is a predicted model, not a curated record.
AUGGUGAAUGCUCAGAGCUAUGCAGUAAUUCAUAGUGACUUGAUAAGUAUAUUUGGGUGGAGCUAUCGCCAAGAGAACCGGUCACCUCAAGAUCUCAACAUCAAGAUCUCAGUUUCAACACAAUUGUUCCUAGUUCUCUUUUCACUGCUUUUGGUGCUGCCUGUUGUUGAAGCAGUAGAAGCCGGAGAUGCAAUCGCUCUCUUGCUCGGUGUGGUUCUCAGCAUUACAGGCAUUUGUGCUUGUUUGGGGGUGUAUGCACGAAAGAGAAAUGGACAGAUGUGA